Drepanopeziza brunnea f. sp. 'multigermtubi' MB_m1 is the source of this 1017-nucleotide messenger RNA. RefSeq lists its product as uncharacterized. Gene Ontology annotation, molecular function: protein binding. Gene Ontology annotation, cellular component: TORC2 complex; TORC1 complex. Gene Ontology annotation, biological process: TOR signaling; regulation of actin cytoskeleton organization. NCBI's taxonomy places the organism in Eukaryota, Fungi, Ascomycota, Leotiomycetes, Helotiales, Drepanopezizaceae. The record is from RefSeq and is a predicted model, not a curated record.
AUGCCAGAUAAGAAAGACAUUUGGUCCGAGGCUGACGGGUUUCCUUGUCUCGUCACAGCGGGGUACGACCAUACAAUUAGGUUCUGGGAGGCUUUAUCCGGCAUCUGCUCUCGCACUAUCCAACACACCGACUCCCAGGUGAACAGACUCUGCAUCUCUCCCGACAAGCGCUUCCUCGCAGCUGCGGGCCACCACACCAUCAAACUAUACGAUAUCAAGUCCACCAACCCCAACCCUCUCCUCACUUUCGACGGUCAUACUGGCAAUGUUACAGGCGUCGCGUUCCACUGCGAGGGGAAGUGGAUGGUGACCAGCUCUGAGGAUGGCACUGUCAAGAUCUGGGAGACGAGAAGCGGCUCGGUCCAGCGAAGCUAUUCCCACGGAUGCCCUGUCAACGAUGUGGUCAUCCAUCCCAACCAAGGUGAGAUCAUCAGUUGCGAUCGAGGUGGAAGCGUGCGUAUCUGGGACCUGGCAGAGAACAACUGCUCGCACCAAUUGAUUCCCGAGGAAGAUAUGCCCGUUGCCAGCGUCACGGUCGCAAGCGACGGCUCUACCCUGUGCGCUGGUACCAACUCAGGCAAUGUCUACGUUUGGCACCUCCAGCAAUUUCGCGAGAAGACAACCCUCGUCCCCAUCACCCACUUCUCCGCCCACAACAACUACAUCACCCGGGUCCUGCUCUCUCCAGACGUCAAGCACCUCGCCACCUGCAGCGCUGACCACACCGCUAAGAUCUGGGAAGUUCCUAACCUCGAGGCCAUGAUCCCUAUGCCCGGUCAACAGGGGCCCGACCCGAAGACUCCCAAGCCCUUCAAGUUGGAAAGCACAUUGACGGGACACCAGCGUUGGGUGUGGGACUGCGCGUUCAGUGCGGACUCUGCGUAUCUGGUGACGGCGUGCUCGGAUCACUAUGCGCGCCUGUGGGAGUUGCACAGCGAGCAGAUCAUCAGACAGUACAACGGACAUCAUCGGGGGCUGGUUUGCGUGGCGCUCAACGAUUACUCGGAGGCUAGGUAA